Molecule: messenger RNA, 3191 nt
Organism: Dama dama (fallow deer)
Lineage: Eukaryota; Metazoa; Chordata; Mammalia; Artiodactyla; Cervidae
Gene: KCTD3
Product: potassium channel tetramerization domain containing 3
Exons: 13
Coding region: 1-2139 (712 amino acids)
Molecular function (GO): protein binding
Source: RefSeq, a predicted model, not a curated record
AUGUUUUUAGUGAGAAGGCUUCUCUUAUGUGAAGAGCUGGAGCGUUCGUCUUGCGGCAGUGUCCUUUUCCAUGGUUACUUGCCUCCACCAGGUAUUCCUAGUCGUAAAAUAAACAACACUACUAGAUCCUCAGCUGAUUCUAGAAAUGGACUAAAUUUUACAGAAGGUGAAGCUCGAGGAAAUGGUACUCAGCCUAUUCUUUCCGGAACUGGAGAAGAAACUGUUAGGCUAGGGUUUCCUGUGGAUCCACGAAAGGUGCUAAUAGUAGCUGGCCAUCACAACUGGAUCGUAGCUGCGUAUGCCCAUUUUGCUGUGUGUUACAGAAUCAAAGAAUCAUCAGGAUGGCAACAAGUGUUUACAAGCCCAUAUUUGGACUGGACUAUAGAACGAGUAGCUUUAAAUGCAAAAGUGGUCGGGGGUCCACACGGAGACAAGGACAAAAUGGUGGCUGUUGCCUCAGAGAGUAGCAUCAUCUUAUGGAGUGUCCAAGACGGAGGAAGUGGAAGCGAAAUCGGAGUGUUCAGCCUUGGUGUUCCUGUCGAUGCUCUCUUCUUUAUUGGUAACCAGUUGGUGGCCACGAGUCAUACAGGGAAAGUGGGAGUGUGGAACGCUGUCACCCAGCACUGGCAGGUUCAAGACGUUGUUCCUAUAACUAGUUAUGACACUGCUGGCUCAUUCCUUCUGCUGGGAUGUAACAAUGGAUCAAUAUAUUAUAUAGAUAUGCAGAAGUUCCCUUUGCGAAUGAAGGAUAAUGAUCUUCUUGUAACUGAACUUUAUCAUGAUUCCUCAAAUGAUGCUAUUACUGCUCUGAGUGUUUACCUCACACCCAAAACAAGUGUCAGUGGUAACUGGAUCGAGAUUGCCUAUGGUACGAGCUCUGGGGCGGUGCGCGUCAUCGUGCAGCACCCAGAGACGGUCGGGUCAGGCCCGCAGCUUUUCCAGACCUUCACUGUUCACCGAAGCCCCGUCACAAAGAUCAUGCUGUCAGAGAAGCAUCUGGUAUCAGUUUGUGCAGACAAUAAUCACGUCCGAACGUGGACAGUGACACGGUUCAGAGGAAUGAUCUCUACUCAGCCGGGUUCUACUCCUUUAGCAUCGUUCAAGAUCCUGUCUCUGGAGGAGACAGAAAGCCACGGAAGCUACUCCUCUGGGAAUGACAUAGGACCUUUUGGAGAGCGAGAUGAUCAACAGGUGUUUAUCCAGAAAGUUGUUCCCAUCACUAAUAAACUGUUUGUAAGACUGUCAUCUACUGGGAAAAGAAUCUGCGAAAUCCAAGCUGUUGACUGUACUACAAUAUCCUCAUUUACAGUAAGAGAAUGUGAAGGUUCCAGCAGGAUGGGCUCGAGGCCAAGGCGGUACUUGUUCACAGGCCACACAAACGGCAGCAUUCAGAUGUGGGAUCUGACCACUGCCAUGGAUAUGGUCAACAAAAGUGAGGAUAAGGGUGGUCCAACUGAAGAAGAACUACUCAAAUUACUGGAUCAGUGUGACCUGAGCACGUCUCGCUGCGCUACUCCUAAUAUCAGUCCAGCAACUUCUGUGGUUCAGCAUAGCCGUCUUCGGGAAUCAAAUUCUAGUCUUCAGCUCCAGCACCAUGAAACCAUCCACGAAGCAGCUACUUAUGGUUCCAUUAGGCCUUACAGAGAAAGUCCUUUGUUAGCAAGAGCAAGGAGGACUGAGAGCUUUCACAGUUAUAGGGACUUCCAGACUGUGAACUUGAACAGAAACAUAGAAAGAGCUGUCCCUGAAAAUGGUAACUUGGGUCCAAUACAAGCUGAAGUUAAGAGGGCAGCAGGGGAAUGUAAUGUGUCUGAGAGGAAGUCUCCUGGAACAGAAGUUAAAAGCUUGAGAGAAUCAGAUAGUGUAGUGGAAGUUCAUAGACUAGCUGAAGGUUUUCUGGAAUCCAAGAAAAGGUCAUCAGAAGAUGAAAAUGAAAAUAAAGUGGAGUCACGGAAGAAAGGAGGGUUUGAAGGAGGAGGAUUCCUCGGAAGAAAGAAAGUCCCUCACCUGGCGUCUUCACCAAGUACGUCUGAUGGGGGGACUGACUCACCCGGUACUGCAUCCCCGUCUCCUACAAAGACUGCUCCCUCUCCUCGGCACAAAAAAAGUGAUUCUUCAGGUCAGGAGUACAGCUUGUGACACUCAACAGAGUGAGUAGUUUUAUUAUUCAGAAGAGAGUUAAACUCUUACUGGAUUUCAAUUAGCUAUUACACCAAAACUUUACAAAUUUGGACUUCAUUUAGUAUCUUUUUGACAGAAUUACCUGGGUUAAGGAGAUAAAGUAACCAUAUCUCAUCAGACCUUUUGGAAAAUUUUUUUAGUUUUACAGGCACAUUUAAUAGAUCAUUUGUAAAGAAGUCCAUUUCCAUGUUUAUCUACUCUGGAUUUUGGAAGCAUAGUAUUAAUACCGUGUCUCAAUACGAUGGUGCCCGGUAUAGAUGACCAUCCCCUCAGAGUGCGGGAAUCAACAGACUGCACUCCUUAUGCUGAUUUUGCCUGAGCUUCGUCUUGCAAUGUUAUGUUAAACGGGUUCCAUGAUUCUCUUUGGAGCUUAAUCUCCCAACCCUUACUGUGACUGCAGAGUGGUUUACCAGGUAUUUCAUGAGGUGCUAUGUUUGUGAAAAAAUAUGUAACUCAAAAACACUAGUGAAUACCAGAUUGCUCUGUGUAGUACUAAGUUCUUUAGGAUAAUUUUAAUUGUGGUCAUUUUCUGAUUCUCAUUGUUGGAGUUCUUAAGUCUUAGCAAGCAUCACCAAUAUUAAAUGUCAAAAGUCCAUUUAAACUUUCUUUAAAGUUGGAGCAACUGUUUGAACAGAUGAAAUAAAGACAGUUUUGAGUGCCCAGAAAGGAAAACUACCAGUUACUAGUUUGCCUUGUUUGAGGAGCCACCAUAUUUUUUUCUUGUGUUAAUAAUGAAGAUAAUUAAAUUAGAAUGUGGCCAUUUUGUUAAACUUAAGAGACUGCACUUCUGAAUUUUUGGUUAAAGGUUUUGGCUGCUAUAGAAAUUUUAUUUUAAAUAUAAGAACAAAAAUCUUUUGUACUUUGAUUUAAUUGGAAUGAUUUUCAAAUGUCUGCAAGUAAGGUAAUUGUAAAUUUAAAGCAUUAAGCAUUUAUUGAUGAAUAAAUAAUGUGUAUAUUCCCAUUCUGAGAAAUAUAAGUGGGUCAAGUCAAAAUAAAUUCUUUAAAGUUUA